UUUUCUUUUUUCUACAAACAGAACUCCUCUGAAGAUCAUCUAGAGAUGGCAAAAGUUUUCAAGAAGACCAGUGGAAACGGAGGGUUGACCCUCUACCUGGGGAAGAGAGACUAUGUGGACCAUGUAAACUCUGUGGAACAAGUUGAUGGUGUUGUAAAGCUGGAUCCAACAGAUUUUGGUGACAGGAAAGUCUUUGUGCAGCUGGCAUGUGCCUUCCGUUAUGGUAGUGAUGACCUGGAUGUGAUGGGUCUAUGCUUCAGAAAGGACAUCUGGAUCAAUUAUGUCCAGAUCCACCCUGCAGACCACAAGCCAACUUUGACUGCCAUGCAUGAAACCCUGAUGAAGAAGGCUGGAGACAACUCACACCCUUUCUCUUUUGAGAUCCCUAACGCCCUGCCAUGCUCAGUGUCUCUACAGCCUGGACCAGAUGACAAGGGGAAGGCUUGUGGUGUGGAUUUUGAGGUUAAAUGUUACCUUGCCAAUGAAAGGAGCAACCCUGAUGAGAAGAUUGAAAAGAAAGACACUGCCCGCCUUAUCAUCCGUAAGGUCCAGUAUGCCCCCUCCCAGAUCGGUGCUGGGCCUAAGGCGGACCUCUGCAAAAGCUUCAUGAUGUCUGACAAGCCUGUUCAUGUAGAAGCUUCAAUGGAGAAAGAUCUGUACUUCCAUGGCGAGGCAAUCCCAAUUAAAAUCAAAAUCAACAAUGAAAGCAACAAAACAGUGAAGAAAUUCAAAAUCACUGUGGACCAAACCACAGACAUUGUCCUCUACUCAGCAGACAAAUACACCAAGCAGGUUUUUUGCCAAGAGUUUACAGAAACAGUGGAUCCUAAUGGCAGCUAUGAAAACACCCUGUCCAUCACCCCCAAACUUGCUGAAAACAAAGAGAAACGUGGACUUGCACUGGAUGGUCGACUGAAGGAUGAGGACACCAACCUGGCCUCCACCACUAUGCUGAAAAAGGGUAUCGAAAAUGAAGUGCUUGGAAUCCUGGUGUCCUACAAGAUUAAGAUUAACCUCCUUGUAGCCGGAGGAGGCUUGUUGGGUGGCCUCAUUCCCAGUGAUGUCACAGUGGAGCUCCCACUGUGUCUCAUGCACCCAAAACCAGAAGAGUAAAGACAGCACAUCUGUUGUCUUGAAAGAAAACUCCCCUAUAGUCAAGAGGAUGUUGCCCCAGACGACGGAAAGUACCCACAGAUUGACUGAAAGACUACAAAGAUGAAAGAUGCAAAACCAAAAAGAAGAAGAUAGAUGUGGCUGAUGUAAUGAA
Messenger RNA from Cheilinus undulatus (humphead wrasse), 1267 nucleotides. RefSeq names its product arrestin 3a, retinal (X-arrestin) (gene arr3a). The record is from RefSeq and is a predicted model, not a curated record. The transcript has 17 exons. The coding region runs from base 46 to 1113 and encodes 355 amino acids. Gene Ontology annotation, biological process: G protein-coupled receptor internalization; visual perception; signal transduction. Gene Ontology annotation, molecular function: G protein-coupled receptor binding. Lineage: Eukaryota; Metazoa; Chordata; Actinopteri; Labriformes; Labridae.